AUGAUCGAAGAGACAGAAAAGAAAUUCUCCGUUACGCAAGUGAAGUCGCUUCGGAUCUCCGCGUUUGAUUCCAAAUGGGGUACCUUAACGAUUCAUAAAGGGCUUCUUCUCUUCACGGUCGACGCCAAUCAAGACGUGGAAGGAUUCUCCAUCAUUUCAUCGCCCACUCCCGUUCAGUCCCUUCCCGCCAUUUUUUCGCUUCCUCUCUUCCAAUGCGUCGCUCUGUACAAGCGAACGUAUUGCUGUCAGCAGAGCGCGCUGGAGCUUUUCUUCCGCCAAGGAGGAUUCACCGACUCUUUAUAUCUGUUCUUCACGGAAAGAAAGAUCCGAGAUCGCGUAUAUCGCAAGAUCGCCUCGCGUCUUCCCGAUUCAGCGAUCGUGCAGAAGCUGAGCGAGUCAAACAUCGAUUUAAUCAAGCGACUGAAGCUCGACAUUCAAUGGCAAUCGGGACAGCUCCCCAAUUUUGAUUAUCUAAUGCAGCUGAACAUCGCAGCCGGGCGUUCCAUUCAAGACAUCACGCAUUACCCGGUGUUCCCUUGGAUUCUCAAACGAGCCGACGCCUUUUUGGAUCUCAACGAUAAAUGGAACUAUCGAGACCUGACGCUGCCGAUGGGCGCGCAGACCGUUCGUCGACUCAAUCAAUACAUCGACCAGUAUGAAAUGAUGGCGGAGCUGUCGUCUCCCGAUGAUUUCGCGCGCGCUCGUUCUGCCACUCUGGACGGAAUGGACGAUCAGAUUCCUCCUUACUAUUAUGGCUCGCAUUACUCCACGCCGUUGGGCUGCGUUCUGCACUACCUUCUUCGAAAAGAGCCGUUUACCCAGCAGCAUGUGUUGCUGCAAGACGGUCAUUUCGAUGUUCCGGAUCGUCUGUUCUACUCGGCCUCGGUCACCACAAAGGCGUGUUUGGAAAACCCGCCCGAAGUCAAAGAGCUGAUUCCGGAGUGGUUCUUCGAUCCUCACUUCUUACUGAAUGAGAACCACUUGACGUUUGGAACCACGCAAGACAAUGUGGACAUUAACAACGUCGCGAUUGAGAGCUCGCCUUCGUUGUUCAUUUCCCAGAACCUCCGAGCCCUGGACUCUCCGAUCACAUCCGCGUAUCUCAGCGAUUGGAUCGAUCUGAUCUUCGGAUACAAGCAGCAGGGAAAGCCCGCAGCGGCGAACUACAAUGUCUUCUUCUAUCUCACUUAUCCCGACAACUGCGAUGUGACCAACGUGCAGGACACCGCAGUGAAGACGUCCGUUCAAACACAAGCCACUCACUUUGGACAAUGUCCUCAACUCGUCUUCGAUUCUCCUCACAUCCGAAAGCUUCUCCCCAUCAAAGCGGCGCGCUCGCUUCGAAACGUUCUCUUCGAAACCCCCAGAGAAUCGAUCUAUCACGAAUCGCCUCGACGAUGGAUGGGUUCUCGCUGUCGGAUCCAAUCCAUCUCCGACUGGGACGCUUCGGCUCUGCAGUCGUGCGUCAGCACAGUCCAAAACAUCCUGGGUGAAGGGUUCAACGAGCCCGAUCGCAAAUCAGCGGAGCUUUCAUGGCCGCGCGAGAGCUCGUAUCCCUGGACAAUCACCGUCGAUAGCAUGGAUUACAUCGAAAUGACGCUGCUUCGUGUGGUGCUGAAAGUCCCCAACGCGCUCUCUUACAACAUCAAAAGCCAUUGCUUUGAAAUCGAAUACUUGAAUGAGCAGCGCGCCUGGACCCCCAUCGAAGUGAUCGCAGAGAAUUCCAUUCUGCAGCAGCCCAAUGUCAUCACGAUUCUCUCUUUCAAGACGAUCAUUACGCGGUUCUGGCGAGUUCGCAUCGUCGAUAUUCCCUUCACUGAACGCUUCCUCAAACUAGACGUGAACACAAAGCCGGUCUACACAUGUGGCGAUCGUUCCCGCGAUUCUAGCUCCAUUCCUACCAAUUCGUUCGUGAUCUUAUCGUCUCCAAUCGUUCGCCAUUUGGAUGUUAUGGGUCGACCACUCAUCCCACAUGUUCCUUCGAAAGAGAUCAAUCCAAUCGGCGCGGCGCUCGAAUUCAAACCAUCAUUAUCAGCGCUUUGGUAUACACGGGGCGAUCGAAUGAUCGAUAGGGACAACGCUUUGAUUGUUUCGGAUUCGCGCAGUGUGGCGAUGCAAGACGUCAAGACCAAGAAAGCCAGAGAGACGAUUUCGCUGCCUUAUCGCUAUUUGGUGUCUGUGCGUUGUCUGCAUCCUUCCUUGCCGCUUUUCUUUGUGGACAGCGGAAUGAGGGGUUGUGUCGAUUGUGUAACGCAGAAAAUGGAAAUUCGAACGUUGUCGUUACUCAAUGAAUCCAUUCGAUUAUUGGCUGUUGAUGACUCGCUUCUUGUGGCCGUCUCUGAGUAUGAGAACGUUUACUCUUUAUAA
This is a messenger RNA of Blastocystis hominis, 2367 nucleotides long. RefSeq lists its product as hypothetical. Gene Ontology annotation, biological process: intracellular protein localization. Gene Ontology annotation, cellular component: cytosol; membrane. The coding region runs from base 1 to 2367 and encodes 788 amino acids. The transcript has 2 exons. NCBI's taxonomy places the organism in Eukaryota, Bigyra, Opalinata, Blastocystidae. The record is from RefSeq and is a predicted model, not a curated record. Gene Ontology annotation, molecular function: protein kinase binding.